Messenger RNA from Zophobas morio, 2017 nucleotides. RefSeq lists its product as uncharacterized. The transcript is spliced from 8 exons. The coding region runs from base 145 to 1503 and encodes 452 amino acids. The record is from RefSeq and is a predicted model, not a curated record. Gene Ontology annotation, molecular function: cobalamin binding. Gene Ontology annotation, biological process: cobalamin transport. NCBI's taxonomy places the organism in Eukaryota, Metazoa, Arthropoda, Insecta, Coleoptera, Tenebrionidae.
GCGACGCAGAGGGCGCUCUUUCCCCACGUCGGCACAGCAAUCGACCACGCCAGUUUUCCUCCAGCCUCUCCAGAACCAGUUGUAGGUGUGGGCUACCACUAGUUUCCUGCUCUAGGUCUUCAUGGUCGUGUCGUGAACGCGAAAAUGGUCUAUUUGCCCCUUAUAGUGUCCAUCUCGCUGGUGGCCUUCGGCUACUCGCAAGACAUCGAGCUGCAAACGCCCACCUACACUUCCAAAGGGACGACCGACUCGUUCCGCUCCACAUCCGAAAAUCCCGAGCACGAAUCGACCAUCCAGAAGGCCUUAGCAUGGUUAAUAACCCAGAGAGAGAGCAACUGGGGUUGGCGGAACGACACCCCCAAAGCGCUCACCGCCCUCCAACUGGCUUCGUACGACGACCUCGGGGUCGCCUUCCCCAACCUAAUUGAGAUGCAGCUCUCCACAAAGCAGCUAGAGGUCGAGAUCGUGGUUCUGUUGUGGAGGCACCACGAGGUUCCUAUUACGCCACCGAAGCUCGCACAAUAUGCGCUCGCUUUAAGCGCCCUCUGUCACGACCCUCGUCAAUUCCACGGCCACGACCUCAUCGGUUCCCUGCAACACCACGAAGCCAUCCAAGACCUAGAAUUCGCAUAUGCCACUCUAGCAGCAUGUAGUUCAAGGGCGCACGUUCGAAAGAAGCAAAUCCGACGGUUAUUGGACAUCGCCAAUACUGCGAAGGACCACAACAUCGAUACCGUCGCCAUGACAAUACUGGCUUUGAGAUGCAUCGUCAAAGACCACCGGCACAGAAACUUGCAACACUCGUUACGAAGGCCCAGCAUCAGCUUAGCGCGACAGCAGCAACCUGACGGUGGCUUCGGAAACUUGUACAACACGGCUCUGACCAUGCAAGCACUGCAAGACAUGACAGAAGCCAGCUCCCACUGGAACAAAACGGCUGCGAAAUCCUAUAUUGAAUCCCGGCAGGACCCAGAUGGCGCCUUCACCGACCCCGGUCUCACCUCCGACGUCAUCCUGGCCUUAUCCAAUCGCGGCCUAGGCUCGAUUCGAACGCUAGAUUGCGGCAAAAACGACGGCGAUAUAGAGAAUCACGUGGAAAUCGACGGGCUGACCAAGUCGCUUUCAGUCCACGGCAACGACUCGGAGAUUCGGAACGUUACCAUAACUUAUACAUUAUGGGUGGGUUCAAAUGUGACUGAGAACUGUACCAUCGCCAUUACGGCACCGCGAAAUACUUCCUUUUAUUCUGUGAUGCAAACAGCGAUGGAAUUAGAUCCCCACUUUACUUUUGAGGCGUCGGAGUGGCCCAAUGGGCAUUAUGUACACACGCUGGCUGGGUAUAAGGAGGAACCAAUGGGUUAUCACUACUGGCUGCUGUAUCGGCUGCCGGAGAUACCCGAUCCGAGCGCUCCGCCAGCCAAUCAGCUCGUGGCUCCUGUAGGAGUCGACGACUUACUUAUUGAAGAGGGUGACCACUACUUAUUCUGGUACAAAAAGCUCUAAGCCUAAGCACAACGUUCUGUAUACAAAAAACCAAACCAACAUCGCUUCUGUACGCCUUUUUCCUCUUUAGUUAGACGAUGUUUGUGUGUCGUUGUUUAUUUCCGCCACAAUAUACCGGGUGACUCGUUUUCGUUUCCUUUUGCUUCAUUUCAAAUCUCUAGAGGGCGCUUCGAUCUGAAACGACGGAAUUUUUGACACGAGCCACCUGUAUCAUCUCGGACUGUAUUUUAUACUGUAGCCUCACAAUACACAGUGUGUUUUCUUUCUACUAUUGUGCAGAUAAUAAAUGUACAAUACACUAUAGGUGUGGUUGUAAUAAUUAUAAUGACAUUAAUAAUUAAUAUUAAUAAUGCAUUUUGAGGGGACAAUACUUUGACAUCUUUGUGUGACCUUUUUUAUAAGUAGCUUAGGAUCUUAUUAUUUAUUCAAUUGUUAAUACAUGGCAAAAAUUGUUAAAAAUUCUUUAUUUUUGUUAUAUUUGGCUUAAAAGAUUAAUAAUAAACACUUAAAUACA